AUGGACCUGCAUGCUUUAAUAUCACCAAACCUACUACUACUUCUUUUCAUGUUUAGAGCAGUUCCACUCAGUAUACGCAGGGCGUAUUCGAUCCAACCACGAAAGAAACCCUCUUACAGAGAUCUUCUAGCAACACCUGUUCUCAAGUCCAUAUUGCUCACACUUCUUUUCGGGUCGAUGGUGGUGGAAACCACAAGAAACCGCAAGGAAACAGAAGCUUUACGCAGCGCAUAUGAAGCCAAAUUUCGCAUUCUACGGGAAGUGACCUCCAAAAUACGUAACAAGGAGCCUGUGGAUGUGGCACAGGAGCUCAGAAUCGCCAAUGCUAUCACAAGGAACAAAUAUAAUUCGGUAACAGAUGUGGAGUUGGACGAGCAGUUUGAGGAGUUCUUGCAAAUGGCAGAGGAGGUUGAUGAAGAGCCUGAGACUCAUGUACCAGAGACCGUGGCGGAUCAAGAAAGAUUGAAACGAAAGGCAGAGUUCUUGUAG
Molecule: messenger RNA, 489 nt
Organism: Clavispora lusitaniae ATCC 42720
Lineage: Eukaryota; Fungi; Ascomycota; Pichiomycetes; Serinales; Metschnikowiaceae
Source: RefSeq, a predicted model, not a curated record